This is a messenger RNA of Somion occarium, 2545 nucleotides long. The record is from the annotation of a GenBank genome assembly. Lineage: Eukaryota; Fungi; Basidiomycota; Agaricomycetes; Polyporales; Cerrenaceae.
AUAGGUUCUUGGCCCCACAAUACGACGUUUACUCACUCUCAUUUCGAGGUCUCAUUGGCUCCUAUUUACCAAUGUUCGGCUAUGGAGUGGUUCUCUAUGUGACAGAUAUGGAACAUUAAAUGAUAGACCGACUAGGUCGGAAGAUCAGCACGCCGGGACCCGCUCACCGACGGUAGGGUCAGUGAGGAUGGUCAAAGAGAAGCAGCUACGUACUACGUCCGCACGUAAGCCUCUUUCAUGUGUUAUUGCUAACAUCACGAGUGUCAAACCAGACUCGUUCCAUUGAUUCUCACUGUGCUUCCCACACCUUCUGGUGGAACGUUGAGCUUUCUUAUUUCUCAUCGAUAUAGCGUGAGACCGAUGGACACAUCUUCUGGACAAUGUGAACGGGACAGAUCCUCUCACGACAUCUUCGCCAUUACAUCCGACGUUUCUUGUAAACAUCAUCAUAGACGCUGGAUGCAAACCUGAUCUCAACAUGCAGAAAUGUACACAAAAGGGGAAUCAGAAUAAUAGAUCAAUAAAAACGCAAAAUGCGCGAGGCUCAGCGUGGAAUUUAUCAUCGUAAUGUGCAGGUAUUCAGCAUUUACUCGAUGCUUCUCUCGGGCCUGCUGAGGUAACAGUCUCCCCCACUCAAUCUCCCCUGUAGUCCACUGCCAUGAAUGCCCUUCCAAUCAUCGUUGCCACCGGGAUUGCGUGGUUGAUAUGGCGUGUUGUCCACAAUCUCUUCAUUCGUUCUCCUCUGGACAACAUUCCCGGACCAGCUCCUCCCUCUCUGAUCAGAGGUAAUCUUGGCCAGUUAUUCGAUAGACAUGGCUGGGACUUCCUCGAUGGGCUAGGAGAGAAAUACGGAAAGGUCGUCCGACUGACGGGUAUAUUAGGUCACCGAAUAUUAUACGUAUUCGAUCCAGCGGCCUUACACCAAGUGAUCAUCAAAGAAGCGGAUAUAUACGAUCUUCCAGAAUGGUCGACGGACAAUGUAAGGUUGACCAUGGGACCUGGUCUACUUGGUGUCCAUGGAAAUCAACAUCGUCGGCAGCGCAGGAUGCUGAACCCUGUAUUUUCCAUCAAGCAUAUGCGCUCAAUCACACCUGUGUUUUACGACGUAGCGCACAAAUUGCGUUCAGGCCUCGAGGUCCAAGUAGGAGACAAACCAACUACUGUCGAUAUCCUCGGUUGGUUUGGCCGAACCGCUCUGGAGCUGAUAGGUCAAGGUGGUCUUGGCUAUUCUCUUGAUACUCUGGACACUCCGGCUCCCAAUCCUUACGGCGAUGCGCUGAAGGAGUUCUUACCCGCCCUAUUCGCCAAUUCCGAACUACAAUUUCUGACGAAUUAUGUAAAGAAGAUUGGCUCUCCUGCAUUCCGGGCUGCCAUGAUCGAUUGGUUACCUCUGCCUGCUCUUCAUCGAGUGAAGAGGAUUGUCAACAAGAUGGAUACCGAAGCAAAGAAUGUCUAUUUCCAUAAGAGAAACGCAUUUCAAGCUGGAGAACAGAGUGUCCUCAAACAAGUGGAGGAAGGGAAGGAUAUCAUGAGUGUCCUCUUGCAAGCGAACAUGGCAGCUUCAGAGGAAAAUCGUUUGACAGAUGAGGAGAUAAUUGGACAAAUGUCCCUUCUCGUUAUAGCAGGGACGGAUACAACUUCGAACUCGCUCACUGUGGUCAUGGAACUCUUGGCACAGUAUCCGGACAUUCAAGACAAGUUGCGAGCUGAGAUCAAACAGGCUAGAGAAGAAUGCGGUGAAGAUAUCCCGUAUGAUACUCUAGUAUCUCUUCCUUAUAUGGACGCUUUAUGCCGGGAGACGUUACGACUCUUCCCACCCGUCAGUUUCAUUUUCCGAGAGGCGCAGAAGGACAUCGUCAUGCCACUUUCGGAGCCGAUGAUUAGUGUCGAUAGGACCACAAUCAACGAGAUUCCGGUACCCGCAGGUACAACGGUGAUCGUCGCGAUUCGUCCGGUGAAUCAGAGUAAGGACAUUUGGGGUGACGACGCCAAGGAAUUCAAACCUGAGCGCUGGUUGUCUCCCUUGCCCUCCACUGUGAUGGAUGCUCACGUUCCGGGCGUGUACUCGAAUCUGAUGACGUUCAACGGUGGCGGACGCGCAUGCAUAGGUUUUAAGUUCUCUCAGCUCGAAAUGAAGGUGGUUUUGGCUACGAUCAUCUCGACUUUCAAAGUUUCUUUGGCUCCGAACGCGAAGGACGUCAUGUGGAACCUUUCUGCUGUACGUUACCCGACGGUCGGGAAUGACAGUGACCGUCCGGCUUGCCCUAUAACACUGGAAUGCCUAAAGGUUUGACUUCGCCCUUCCCGAAUGGCUUAGAUUCAAUCCGCUGCCAUCCGAUCCAACGUGAUAGAUCGACCAUGCUUCAAUCUUCCCUCCUUCAAGUUCUUUUCGUAGACUCAGAUCUCCUUUCAUUCAUUCUUUGGACCUUGGAAGCUUUGUAAAAUGCAUGCUGUAGUAGUUAGACGUGCGUGUUAUGUGUUGGAGAGGAAAUAUGUGGUAGCGUGUUACUGACUCGAAGUUCUGGAUGAAGAAAUAUUUUCCGAU